AUGUCCGCGAGCGAUCGCGCGACGGUGGACGCGGAGACGCUUCGUCACGAGGAGAUCGUCGCUCGCGCGCCGUGUGACGUCGAGGCGUGGACGCGAUACGUCGACGCGUUGCCGAGAGCGAGUGCGAGUGAUGACGACGCGCACGAUUCGCUCUGCGCGCGUUUCCUGACGUACGAGCGAGGGAUACGACACAACCCUGGGAGUUAUAAACUGUGGUACUUUUAUCUCGUCGAACGCGUCGAACGUGGACGGGGAUGGCGAUGCGACGACGCGCGACACGCGGGGACGGAGGCGGCGUUCGAGCGCGCGUUGACGACGAUGCACAAAAUGCCAAAGGUGUGGGAACUGUACAUCACGUACCUGAUGACGCUGAGAUACGUGACGAAGACGCGGCGCGCGUGUGAUCGAGCGUUACAAGCGUUGCCGGUGACGCAACACGAGCGCGUGUGGACGCUGUAUCUGCGAUUCAUACGGAGCGACGCGCGCGUGCCGGGAGACACCGCUCGACGGGUGUAUCGAAGGUACUUGAAGUUUGAACCGGGUCACGCCGAGGAGUACGUGGAGUUCUUGCGAAAGCGCGGGUAUCACGGCGAGGUGGCGACCAAGCUCGCGGAGCUCGUGAACGAUGACUCGUUCCAAUCGCUCGCGGGGAAGACCAAGCACGCGAUGUGGCUCGAGCUGUGCGACGUCGUGACGAAGAAUCCCGCAGCUGGGGCUGGGGUUUUGGACGUGGACGCCAUCUUGCGCGGCGGCAUCGCCGCCUUCACGGACGAGGUCGGGCGCCUGUGGACCGCGCUCGCGGAUUAUUACAUCAGAAGAGGUUUGUUUGAAAAGGCUCGAGACGUGUACGAGGAGGCGAUGGAGCGCGUGCGCACGGUGCGAGACUUCUCGCUCGUGUUCGACGCGUACGCCCAGUUCGAGGAGAGCGUGAUCUCGGCCAAGAUGGAGAACGGCGAGGGCAUGGAUGAGGACGACGAAGGUGAAGACGAGGGGUCGGACGCGGCGGAAAACUUUGCGAUUCGCGACUUGCUGGCGACGUCCGCCUCGGUCGCGCCGUCCUCGGAUUUAGAGCUUCGUCUCGCCAGGCUCGAGCAUCUCAUGGAACGCAGACCGAUUCUUCUGUCGUCCGUCAUGCUUCGACAGAAUCCGCACAACGUCUUGGAAUGGGAAAAGCGCGUGCAGCUGUACGAGGGCGACCCGAUGAAGCAAAUCGUGACGUUUACCGACGCCAUCAAAACGGUGGACCCGAUGUGCGCGACUGGGCGCGUCUCCAACUUGUGGAUCGAGUUCGCAAAGUUUUACGAGACGCACGGCGACGCGGAAUCGGCGAAAACGAUUUUCGAAAAGGCUUGCGAAACCGCCGACUUUAAAACCGUCGACGAUCUCGCUCGGUGCUGGACCGAGUACGCCGAGUUUUGCCUGAGACAAGACGCGUACGACGACGCCCUGGCGGUGAUGCGUCGAGCGACGACGGCGCCCGCGCACGCUCGACGAGCGCAGACGUCGGAGGAGUACGCCGCGCUCACUGUGCGGGAGAAGGCGUACAAGUCGCUCAAGUUGUGGACGCUGUACGUCGACCUCGAGGAGUCGUUGGGAACGCUCGAGUCGACGAAAAAGGUGUACGAAUCGAUGAUUGCUCUCAAGGUGGCGACGCCGCAAAUCAUCUUGAACUACGCGCAUUUGCUCCAGGAGAAGAACUUUUUCGAGGACGCGUUUCAAAUUUACGAAAAGGGCGUCAGCGCGUUCAAGUUUCCCUAUUCGAAAGAGAUUUGGAGCGCCUAUCUCACGCAAUUCGUCGCCCGGUUCAAGGGAACCAAGCUCGAGCGCGCGCGGGAUUUGUUCGAGCAGUGUCUCGAGCACGCUCCCCCCAAGCACGCGAAGGAGUUCUUCAUGGCGUACGCCAAACUCGAGGAAGAGUUUGGUUUGGGCAAGCGCGCGAUGGACGUGUACGAUCGCGCGUGCAGGACGGUGCCCGUCGACGAGCGACUGUCCGUGUACGACGUGUACGUCAAUCGCGCGAUGGAAUUCUUCGGCGUCGCGAAAGUUCGCGACGUCUUCACGCGCGCGGCUGAGGAUGACGAGCUCCCCGCGAAUGUCGCGAAGACGCUCGCGGUGCGCUUCGCCGAGUUUGAGCGCAAACUCGGCGAACUCGAUCGCGCGCGAGCGCUGUACGCGCACGCGUCGCAGUUUAGCGAUCCAACAAAGGAUGCCGAGUUCUGGUCCACCUGGCACGAGUUUGAAGUCAGACACGGGAACGAAGAGACGUUUCGUGAGAUGCUACGCGUGAAGCGCGCCGUCGCGGCGAGCUUCUCGGACACGCACUACAACGUCUCCGUCGUCGCGCCGGAUGUGGACGCCGUCGCGGCGGAUCAAGUCGUGCCGCCGGCGAACGCGAUGGCGGCGCUCGAUCGCGAGCACGAGGCGCGCGCGGUAGCCGCGUCUGGCGUCGCCGUUCACGGUUUCGUUCGCUCGCACGUCGAGGGCGCUUCCGAGCCGAACGCGAAUGAAGCCGCGGCCGCCGGCGACGACGCCGAGAUUGAUUUGGACGACGUGCUCGGCGGCGCGAGCGUUCCGUCGGCGGUGUUCGAGGGGGCGGGCGCGAAACGCACCGCGGAGGACGCGAGUCUCGGCGCGAUGGAGCGGUUCAAGCGCGCAAGGGAGGAACAAUAG
Ostreococcus tauri is the source of this 2670-nucleotide messenger RNA. RefSeq names its product Tetratricopeptide repeat. Gene Ontology annotation, cellular component: Prp19 complex; U2-type catalytic step 2 spliceosome; post-mRNA release spliceosomal complex. The transcript has a single exon. Gene Ontology annotation, molecular function: protein binding. Gene Ontology annotation, biological process: mRNA splicing, via spliceosome; generation of catalytic spliceosome for first transesterification step. NCBI's taxonomy places the organism in Eukaryota, Viridiplantae, Chlorophyta, Mamiellophyceae, Mamiellales, Bathycoccaceae. Bases 1 to 2670 code for a protein of 889 amino acids. The record is from RefSeq and is a predicted model, not a curated record.